Lactuca sativa (garden lettuce) is the source of this 561-nucleotide messenger RNA. RefSeq lists its product as uncharacterized. The record is from RefSeq and is a predicted model, not a curated record. Lineage: Eukaryota; Viridiplantae; Streptophyta; Magnoliopsida; Asterales; Asteraceae.
AUGGAAUGUCUAAAUAUUGCCAUGAAGGAUGCUUGCAAUAAAGAUCUAUUCCAUGGAAUUAACAUCCCGAAGAGUAAUACUAGCCUUUCUCACAUCUUCUACGUCGAUGAUGUGAUUUUUGUUGGUGAAUGGCCGAGAGGAAAUCUUAAAAACUUGGCUAUAAUUAUUCGUUGUUUCCAUGCUUCUUCCCAUUUAAAAGUAAAUUUCUCUAAGUCAAAGGUGUUUGGAAUUGGUGUAUCCGAUCGUGAACUGGCAUCUAGCGCUAGUAUACUUGGAUGUGACAUAGGAGCUUUUCCUUUCACCUACUUGGAGGUUCCGGUCGGAGCUAAUAUGAACCUCAUUAAAAAUUGGAACCCUAUUAUUGAUCAUAUUCAAACUAGGCUUUCUUCUUGGACAGAAAAUACUCUAUCUAUCGGCAGGCUUCUCACCCUUGUGAAGUCGGUAAUGGGAAGCUUUCCACUUUAUUUCUUUUCCAUAUUUAAAUCACCUAUUGGGGUGAUUGAAUCGUUGGAGAAAACACGAAGAGAAAACACGAAGGAGAUUCUUGUGGGGUGGAAAUGA